GCUUCAUGUUGGGGGUUGGGUGGGCAGAAUCUCAAUUAAGUUUUUUUUUAAAUUGAUUUACUUGAUUGGGAGGCAGCCCCUCCCCCUUGGCUACACCAAUGGGAGGGGGGGCUCCUGUUUCUGGGUUAUAUGGGCUGCCCCCGCCCCCAUGGGACAAGGUGAGGCGACAGGAUCCCCAGGGUCAGCAGGAUCUUUUUACAGUGGUACGUCAGGUUGCAGUUCAUGAACCCAAGUCAUCACCAUUUGCCUUUCUAGGCGGUUUAAAUAUGUCAAUGACCCCUCUGGCUAUACAAAUGAAUAUUCUUUUUUAUGCGUCCAUCUCUGAAAGAGCAAAUCCAAGCGCUGGAAACACAAACCAUUGUCCACGUAAGCUGUGGGAAGGAGCACUCACUGGCUGUUCGCAACAACGGGAGAGUUUUCUCGUGGGGAGCUGGAGCUUUUGGACAGCUGGGCACUGGAGAAUUAAAAGAGCGUUUGAUUCCAAAGUAAGCAGCAAAUACAGUGGUACCUCGGGUUACAGACGCUUCAGGUUACAGACACUUCAGGUUACAGACUCCGCUAACCCAGAAAUAGUGCUUCAGGUUACGAACUUUGCUUCAGGAUGAGAACAGAAAUCGUGCUCCGGCGGCACAGCGGCAGCGGGAGGCCCCAUUAGCUAAAGUGGUACCUCAGGUUAAGAACAGUUUCAGGUUAAGAAUGGACCUCCAGAACAAAUUAAGUUCUUAACCCGAGGUACCACUGUGUUUUCUGCAUUUAUAUCCCCACCAUUUUUCUCCAUGCAGCUCCAAGGGGACUUGCCUAGUUCUCCUGCCCAUCAUUUAAUCCCCACAACAAUCCUGUGAGGCAGGCUAGGCUGAGAGGUAGUGGCUAGCCCUCAAGGUCAGCUUCAAGGUUGAGUGGGGAAUCGAACCUUCGUCUCCAAGGUCCAAGUUCAAUGCUCUAACCACUGCACCACCACUGCCUCCCCCUCCUUCUUUGUUUCUGGUUUAGAUCUUCACUCACCCUUUCUUCUCCUGUGAGGUGGGAACCUGUGGGGGGGUAUUUUGUGGUUUGCCUCAGGCACCAAAAUGGCUUGUGCCAGCUCUGCCCCACCUCCACCGUGUAUUCUUCUUUUUCACAAUUAACACAAUUAGUUAUUAUUUAUUGAGUUUAUUUAUUUUAUCCGAAAGGAGGAAAGAUCAAAAGAAUAUUAUAUCCAGCAGUGUCGAUUAGGUAUGUUACUGCAGUGUUAAUUAAAAUGUGUUCCGUUUGCUCUCACGAUACAUAAAGAGAGUGUUAAGCUACAGGGAACCAGGCAGAGGGCCUUCUCAGUGGUGGCGCCUGCCCUGUGGAACACCCUCCCAUCAGAUGUCAAAGAGAUAAACAACUACCUGACAUUUAGAAGACAUCUGAAGGCAGCCCUGUUUAGGGAAGUUUUUAAUGUGUGACAUUUUAAUGUAUUUUAAAUCUUUAUUGGAAGCCUCCCAGAGUGGUUGGGGAAACCCAGCCAGAUGGCGGGAUACAAAUAAUAAAUUAUUAUUAUUAUUAAUUAUUAUUAUUAAUUAUUAUUAUUAUUAUUACUAUAUCUAUCUUUUUAGCUACACUAAACCAAGGACAAAAUCAGUCAGCACCUGGAAGCUAACACUACAACAAGACCUACAAUCAGGCUUACAUGGUGGUGACUGCUCUUUAAAUGGUACUUCAAAACGUGGUAAACCCAACCUGGUGCUUUUUGGUAGUACUCUUGCUCAUUUUGAUGAGUGGGAAGCCCUGAACUUCCACCUAAAUGGCCAGAGCUUGCAACACCACUGUUUUAGGGAGCAGCAGUUUGCACUCAUUCACUGGUCUUUAGCUGGUGGGUCAGGACCAGCUACUGGGUCAUACAUAGCCUGAUCCAAGGUGGGUCGCAACAGGAGCACUUACCACCAUAUAUGGUUUAAGAUUAAAAAAUGGGUCCCCAAAUGCAUGUAUGUGUAAAAGGUGGGUCCUAUGUCUGAAAAGGCUGAAGCCAAAACACAUUCACUGCAUCUGAUAUUAUUUGUUUGUUUAUUUUCAGGGUACCUACAGAAACAAAAUGCUGUACAAGUGUAAGAUGAUAGUCUGCCCUUGUUUCCUAAGGCCCACACUCAUCAGCACACAGCAGAGAUGAAAGUAGAUUGAGGGUGAGUUGAAGUGAUAAAGCUGUGAGCCAUUCAGGGUCCAACUCAGCUCAUGAGGUUCCGCCCCCUAACCUAAACUCAGAAUGGGACAAAGAGUCUACAUAACAGAAAGGAAAUAUUUAACAUUUUUUAAAAAAUCAUUAACCAUAAUACUGGGUAUCUGUAACCAAUUGCACUUCAAGGAACACGAUCCUUUUCAUAAAGUGUAUAAUAAGCAGUUAUUUUUCAACUAUUUAGUUACAAUUCGUAUGCAAAACUUUCCCAUUCAUAGGAUGCCCUAAAUAAAAGCAUUUCUAAAUUAAAUUUGAGAUAUGCUAAUUUCUUGACUAGCUGCUAUUUGGGGCAGGGGGGGGAGAGAGAAAGAAGAUAUUUCACAAACUACAUGCAAUGAAAUAAUAGCUUGAAUUCUGAUUUAAAUGAAAGUGGGCAAACUGAUUCCAAACCCUGUGGAUGGGAAGCCAUUGGGGGGGGGGGCGUAACCUGCAGUGAUGAAAAUAAGGAGCAUCCUUUGUCCCAGCUCCCUGCCCCACUUAAUCUCUACACACAUUCACCCCAUCUCCCAAAGCUGCUUUUCUUUUUUUUAAAAUGAAGCAAACCUUGUUGAGAUCCUAGUAUAUGCUGCUUUGCGUAUCUGAUACACUGGCUUAGCGGGUUUUCACAUGACACUCUAGCUCACGUUCAAUAAAUGCAUGAAGUCCUCCACCCCAAAGUCAAUGUUUUGUGCAGUGUCUGAAAAGGAAGGUCUCUGUGUGUAUUUGUGUGCAACAGUAUGCAUGACAGCCUCUCCUUUCCAAACACCAUGCCAACUGCAUGGACACCAGGGGGACAGGGCCAGAAAGGGGGUGGGGGGAGUGAGACUUCAUUCCUGUUCUUUCCCCCUUCCAUUCAUGCACCGAACAUAAGGGAAGUUUUAUGGGUAUAAUGUUAAUCUGUGUGACAUGCUCCAAACACACCAAAAGUGCUAUUAAAGCAGUAGCAGAAGUUGUAUUCCAAAACCCAAGUUUCUUCCUAAGUUGAAUCUGUUUGCCUUUACACACUUCAAAAUGUGAGGGCAAACCUCUCAAAAACUGUUCUAAUAAAUAUUCUUCCUUCCAAACUUAAACACUUUAUAUCCUAUUGGUUUCUGUUGGAGAAUUAAACACAUGAUGAACUCUCUCCCACUGAAAUUUAUAGAGCUUACAAGUCAGUCUUGAUUGGAUCAGGCUAGUUGAAAAUAACUGUUCAGGCAUUUGCCUGCUUGCAGUUGGAAGUGCCACUAAAUAAGUAUAGCAAUAUUGAAAGAGAAUAUUUUGGUGCACUACAAAUGCAGACGUUUGGCAAUGUUUUUCUCCAUUAUGUGUUCUAAGAAAGAAAUAAGACUGCCAGCAGAAGAGAAUAGUCAUGCCUUUAGCUCUGCUACUUAUGACACCCCCAGGGCAGCCUGGAUCAUAGAUCUGUUUUCCAAGCUGUUGCUUUUUAAGAGAACUUUUUCAUGAAACGCAGCUUCAUGUAUGAAAUCGUAAGGAAAGUUACGGUCAUGCAAGCAAGUGCAACAUGGUUCUGCCACAGGCCCCAUGCAGUUGGUUCGAUCCCUUGGCUUUUGAGAUACUGUUCUCCAGUGCACCUACAAAGAAGUACAAGUAGAGGUUUUGAGAAUUAGUCCUAGAAUUGCAACGUAUUAUAAGUGUCCCCCUCCCCUCCAGAAGUAGCCAGUGACUUUGCAGCUUAGCACAGAAAGAGCACAUAACCCUUUCCCAAUGGUAGUAAAGGGUAAAGGGGCCCCUGGCCAUUAGGUCCAGUCAUGACAGACUCUGGGGUUGCGGCGCUCAUCUCAUUUUAUUGGCUGAGGGAGCCGGCAUACAGCUUCCAGGUCAUGUGGCCAGCAUGACUAAGCCGCUUCUGGCAAACCAGAGCAGCGCACGGAAACGCCGUUUAACUUCCUGCCGGAGCGGUACCUAUUUAUCUACUUGCACUUUGACGUGCUUUCGAACUGCUAGGUUGGCAGGAGCAGGGACUGAGCAACGGGAGCUCACCCCAUCGUGGGGAUUUGAACCGCCAACCUUCUGAUCGGCAAAUCCUAGGCUCUGUGGUUUAACCCGCAGCACCACCUAGAAAGUCUCAAUUUCAGUCCUGGGCAUCUACUAUAGUGGAGCAGGAAAAGAUUCCCUAUCGUAAACUGAAGAGCCACUGCCAUCAGUGUGGACAGCACUGAGCUAGAUGGACCACUGCUCUGAUUCAUUAUAAAACAAGGAUAGCUAAGCUUUUUGGCCUAAGGGUGCAUCUAUCCUUAGCCAAUACUCUGGGGACCACAUGGCAACAGUAGGUUGGGCUAAGAAUGGAGGUAGACACCACACAGAACACAACCUCCAUCCUCACUUGGUCAGCUGAAGAGGAGGGAUACUGACCCCUCUGCACUCCAUGGAUGAUCAGUCUGAUGACCAAGGAACUUGCCUUCCCAUCAGGGUACUGGAUUUGGCAGAUUUAAAAACUUCUCCACCUAACCCCAGUGCUGUAUAUAAUUUUAACUUCUAUUUUUGACAUUACUGCAAAAUUAGUAGGAUCUUUUGGGGGAAGGGAUCUGCUUGGGCAGUGGUGGUGAGACUACAUCAGCCCCACCCACCCCCAGCUAUAAAUCAACUUCCUAUGUUCCAUCGGGCCAUCCAGCAUGACCAAGAUUAAAGUCAGCACAGAAAAGCGUACAGACUAUGCAUGGAUUUUCCAUAAGCCUCCGAGUGGGCAGUAAGCAUGAUCCUAGUUUCAUGGUUAUGAAUUAACUUGCAAUUAAGACAGCUGUUUUUUGUGUGUACUUAAUGAAAUAAGAUAUAUACAGUAUAGUGAAAUGUCCCUCUGACCUGAUUUGGCUCAGGGGUUUCCAGAAUUCCUCAUUUAAAGGGAUUACGCUAAAACCAUUCAUAGUGUCACUGCUAUCAUAAAUAGUGUAGUGUCAAAACAAUAACAUAGCAAUUUCUUUCUAAUGCCUUUCUUCCCCUGGGAGGCAUCCAAAACAAUGACCAUUUUUGGAGGGGACAGGGAAGUAAAUUAAACCCAAGGCUCACCUAGGUCCAUUCACAUUGCAUUAAACUAUGGUUCAGUAUGUCUGAAUGCAGUCGUCAUAUUAAUGUGAACAGUACUCUUGUGGGGGUUUGUAGGUGCCUCCUGCUAAGUGGGUUAGAUCUAGCUAGAAUGAAAAUAUAUUUUACUUACAUCUGUAAUUUGCUGAGAUCUGUACAGUUAGAAUUGCUCCAAUUUUCAUUCAUGCUUACGUUGCAGAAAUUGAGAUCAGCAAGUUCAUUAACCUGCAGUGCCUUUGAAAGUAAAAAGAAAAAAUGAUAUAAAGGCAUAGUAACAGCAAGAGAGUUGUUGCAGCGUAGUUUCAUGUAAAAAUGUUGUAGUGUGCAGACUAUUCUUUUCUAGCUAGUAUAGGAUAGAAAAUGAGCUGUGAGUUUGUUUUGCUGAUUUAGUCCUCACUUCCACUAUGACAUUUGUUGGGUGAUAUCAGACAAGCCAUUAUCAUUCAACAUUCCCUCUUCCAUUUGCAAUAUGGGAGUAAUAUUGUUGUAAGGAACACAAAGGUUGUAUGUGAAAUGCUCUGAGCAUUUGGGGAAAGUGUCAUAUAUAUUUGCACGUUCAUUAUUAUUUACAACCACAUAAUGGGGGUAAGGGUUAUUUGAAAUUGGUGGCUCCCAGACUGUAGACUUUUUUGUGGUGGUGAGCAUAAAGGAAGCUAUUCUUCAGCCCAGAUUACUACAGCUGGAACAGCUCAAUCGGUAGAUCAUGGGGCUCUUAAUUUCAGGGUUGUGGGUUCAAGCCCCACAUUGGGCAAAAGAAUAUUUUGCAUUGCAGAGGGUUGGAGUAGAUGACCCUUGCGGUCCCUUUCAACUCUCUUGAUUCUAUGAUUCUAAGUGACUUAGUAUGCAAAUGUUCCAGCAAUCCAUGAAGUGCUUCAGCCCAGGUCGACUUUAGGGGCAGCUGUUAACCGAGGCAUUGCAGACGGCAUCAGGAUUACGUUGAAAGUGAUAUGCCCUUUUGCUUUCAGUGGAUCUUACAACACAAUUCUAUGCAUGUUUAUUCAGGAGUAUGACCUACAUUCAGUGGGUAGACUCUCCAGCAAGUAUGUUUACGGCUGUAACCUUAGUCACAACUCACUUUAGCUGGAUUGGGGGCAAAGCCUAUAAAACUCAAAAAGCAACAAAUAUAUAUGUCUAAUUAUGGGGCAGAAUUUCCAAGGGCUUGAGCUGAUUAGUUUGUCUUUCACCAUUAUAGGUAGAAUAGUUGCUUUUUGGGAGGA
Messenger RNA from Podarcis lilfordi (Lilford's wall lizard), 6405 nucleotides. The record is from the annotation of a GenBank genome assembly. Lineage: Eukaryota; Metazoa; Chordata; Lepidosauria; Squamata; Lacertidae.